This is a messenger RNA of Anopheles aquasalis, 1212 nucleotides long. Its product is annotated as decapping nuclease DXO homolog. The record is from RefSeq and is a predicted model, not a curated record. Gene Ontology annotation, cellular component: nucleus; cytosol. Gene Ontology annotation, biological process: NAD-cap decapping; nuclear-transcribed mRNA catabolic process. Gene Ontology annotation, molecular function: mRNA 5'-diphosphatase activity. NCBI's taxonomy places the organism in Eukaryota, Metazoa, Arthropoda, Insecta, Diptera, Culicidae.
AUGUCCGGCUUGACCUCGCUAGAUCCGGCACCGGCAAAACGGCAAUCGAAACCAUUUCCGUCCAUAUCGCAACCGAAACUCGUGGGAUUCUUCAGCAUCGACGCACACCGGCAGUACGAUGGAGCGGCCACACAGCUCAAGUACCUUUCGCUUCCACCACCGCCACGAACCGAUCUGCAUCUUGACCUCAACGAAGGAUUUGAAAUUCAUCACCCGAAACCGGACAGUGCGAAGGCUGAAGGAAUUGAUAUGCUGCUGACCUACCUGCGUCACAAUAGCUCCCCCGAUUGCUGGACACACGGACCAGAGUCGGAACUGGCGGGGGACAGCCGCACCGCUCGGUUACGGUACGAUUUCGUUUGCUUUCGCGGGUUGCUUCGAUUGAUUGCGUGCACACCGUACGACCGGAAUACGGGCUGGAUCGUACAGGCGAUCCGCUACCGUGGUACGAUCUAUCUAUGUGAAAGACCCACGCCCGAGAAGCUGGAAUCGCACCGGAAUGAAACCGAACAGCAGCGACGGUUUUGCUUUUACGGGUUCAAGUUUGAGCAACACAUCCUCACGGAUCGUCCUAACAUCCGGCCCGACACUUCCGAGCCCGUCGUGCUGUCGGAAGAGUUUUGCUCCCUGUUCGACAGUACGCUGGCCGGCAAACGGUUACUGUAUGGUGCCGAAAUGGACGGGAUCAUCUGGGAGCAGCAGCGGCCACCACUCGAUCGAGGCGGAUUAACGGUGGACGAGUUGCGACGGUUGGAGUUCGUCGAGGUUAAAGUGAAACGGCGUGAAACGAAUCAACGGCAGGUUGAUAACUUUUAUCGCUUCAAGACGAAGAACUGGUGGUGCCAAAGCUUCCUGGUGAACGUACAGCGGAUCGUGGUGGGUCUGCGAGAUGAUCGAGGCAUCGUCAGGGAGAUAACGGAGAUGAAGCUGAAGGAUCUGCAGCGCGAUUCUCGUCACCAUUGGUCAGCGGCCGUUUGUAUAAACUUUUUAGAUGAAUUUCUCCAAGAAGUGACCACCGUACUGGGGGGUGUGGAAGAUUGUACGAGGGUUUUUCAGUUUGAGUACAGCCCACAGGACCACUCACGUGUCCGGUACCGAGAUUUAGGCGCUAGGCAUCCGGAAGCAUUCCUUCCUCAAUGGUAUACGCAGUUCGUUGCAAGCAAAUAAAACCUCCCAGAUUUACUGCUAGUCGUAAGAAGCGGACUCUCUCUA